AUGCGCGGUCUUCGGAGAGCAGCAGCAGCAGCAGCAGCAGCUGCUGCUGCAGCUGCUGCUGCUGCUGCCGGGGUCUUCCUUAUAACGGAGACUGUCUCCGGCUCCAAUGUCUCCUUCGGCACCUCCCCUAGGACAUCCCCAGGGGCCCCCUCUGGGGGCCCCUCUGGGGGCCCCCCGGGGGGCCCCCCGGGGGCCCCCCGGGCGUCUCUGAAUUUUGAAAACCCCCAUGACCCUCUUUACGGAGGGUCAAGGAGACUGGUGGGGGGCCCCCGUCGAAGUGUCUCCUUUGAAGAGCUGGCAGCAGCAGCAGAGAGCAGCAGCAGAACUUUUGUGUCUCCUGUUUAUGAAGUUAAAGUGAAAAGCGAAGAGAGACAGUCUCUUAUAGAAAAGCUGCAGAGGCAGGGGGCCCGGGGGGCCCCCCAAAAGGAGACACCAAAGGAGACACUGGGGGAGACAGGAGAGGAGACAGAAAACGAAAAAGAAAAUAAAAACGAGAAUAAAAAUAAAAACCAAAAGGAGACAAAACGCAACUUCAAAAAGGGGACCAAAUGGAUUCCGCAGACUUUCCGGGAAGUGUCUCUCGCUGAACAAGGUGUCUCCUUUUGGGGCAUCGACUCGAACACGAGCAGCGGGGCGCAGGUGUACGUGGACCUGCAGUGUACGUACACCGGAGAGGCGGCAGGAGUCCCCUUCGUCGUGGGGCGCUUUCGAAAGGAGACACUUCAGUUUUACUGUUUUUUGGAAAGUGAAAUAGACCUUUUGACGCGGAGUCCCGAGUGCAUCGACGGCUGCAUGCAGCCGCUGCCCUGCCAGGGGGCCCUCAGUCCCCAAACUGUCUCCAAAUUAAAAGGAGACACUUUUCGAAAAGAGAGACACCUCGCCCUCGACCCCGACCUCAUCCUCUCCGAGUUUUGCCACACGUCUCGAGUGCAGAAGACGCUGGACGCUUUGUGCGGGCCCUCUGCGGUGGCGCGGAGGGACUCUUCGGACUUGUGGCGAUGUGUGUCUCCUGUCUCCUUUUCGGAGACACUUUUGUCCCCCGAAGAGGGUACUUCGGGGUCUUCCGAGGGGCCCCCGGAGGGGGCCCCCGCCGCCUCGGGGGGCCCCCAAAAGGAGACACUUGCCGCCGCCGAGGGGGCCCAAAAGGAGACACCUGUCUCCUUCAGUUGGCUGCUGCAGGACAAGACCUGCGUCGACGACUGUGGGGCCCCUGUCUCCUGCUACGGACAGCCCACGACGCCGGGGGGGACUAUUCUUGCGGAAGGAGACAACGUCGUCACUCAGCUUUCCAAACAGUUCUGCCCGGGGGCGUGCGAAGAGCGGCUGGUGGGGGGCGUCUACGAGGGCUGCCAGAGCCGCACGCGGGGCGGGCUGCGCUGCCAGGUGUGGGGCCGGCAGCAGCCGCACCGCCACGAGCUGCUGCAGCAGCAGUUUCACAACUUCUGCAGAAACCCCAACAAAGAAAACUACAUUUGGUGUUUCACGGAGGACCCCGACGUCCGUUCGGACGUCUGCGACCCCCUGGCUUUAAAACCCCCAAAAGCAGAACACCAUUUGGGGGCCCCCUUAAUCAGGGGCCCCCUGGGGGCCCCCAGGGGGGCCCCCCAGGGGGCUCCCAGCACGGGGGCCCCCUGGGGGCCCCCCGUACCCUCUCCAGGGUUCAUUAUGCGCGCUUCUGGGGGCCACCUGCUGGCGAGGGGCCCCCUAGGGCCCCCCGGGGGGCCCCGCCCCUUGUUUGCGAAGGGCCCCCCUCCCUCUAAACGACGCAGAGAGCGGCAGAGCAGCAGCAGCAGCAGCAGCAGCAGCAGCACGAAGAACAGAGAAUGUCUGAGUCUGGCGGGCCGGGUGGUGUCUUGUUUGCCUGGGGGCUGGUUUAAAGUGCAGCUGGAAGCAGCAGCAGCAGAGCGAGCAGCAGCAGCAGCAGCAGCAGGUCUGUGCCCCGCGUUUGGGGGCCCCCUGGGGGCCCCCGAGGGUUUGAAAAACAAAACCCUGAUUUGUUGUCUCAGCGGAAAGCUGCGGAUAGGCCGGGUGUACACGCUGAUGAUGGCGGUGAUGCUGAUGCUGAUGAUGACGAUGACGAAUGAGCCGCAGCAGCAGCAGCAACAGCAGCAACAGCAGCAGCAGCAGCAGCAGAAGCAAGCAGGAACGAAUAAAUUGUGCACAAAGGUGGAGGAGCAGCAGCAGCACCGCCUAAUUAUUCUGCAGCAGCAGCAGCAGCAGCAGCAGACACUACUGCCUAGCUGCUGA
Messenger RNA from Eimeria tenella, 2247 nucleotides. RefSeq lists its product as uncharacterized. NCBI's taxonomy places the organism in Eukaryota, Apicomplexa, Conoidasida, Eucoccidiorida, Eimeriidae. Bases 1 to 2247 code for a protein of 748 amino acids. The record is from RefSeq and is a predicted model, not a curated record. The transcript has 7 exons.